Molecule: messenger RNA, 390 nt
Organism: Necator americanus (New World hookworm)
Lineage: Eukaryota; Metazoa; Nematoda; Chromadorea; Rhabditida; Ancylostomatidae
Exons: 3
Coding region: 1-390 (129 amino acids)
Source: RefSeq, a predicted model, not a curated record
AUGAUUGAGAAGAGUCUUCACAUGAAUGAAAUUGAGCGAGAAUCGCAAACAAUCGCGGACAGAAUGACCUCAUUCGAACCUCCACCGCAUUCAAACGCUGAAGACUCCUCGCAGUUCACCGUCACAACGGUUAAUUGUAUUGUUAUAUUAUUAUUAUUAUUAUUAUUAUUAUUAUUAUUAUUAUUAUUAUUAUUAUUAUUAUUAUUAUUAUUAUUAUUAUUAUUAUUAUUAUUAUUAUUAUUAUUAUUAUUAUUAUUAUUAUUAUUAUUAGGGACGGGUGUAGUGCAGUCGGCCAGUUACACGUUCGUGAACCUCAAACGAUCCGGAAUUGAAGUUAACGUGGCGGCGAAGGUCCCAAGCGGAUUGAUUGCUGAGCGCCAGACACUAUAA